This is a messenger RNA of Bemisia tabaci, 1484 nucleotides long. The record is from RefSeq and is a predicted model, not a curated record. NCBI's taxonomy places the organism in Eukaryota, Metazoa, Arthropoda, Insecta, Hemiptera, Aleyrodidae.
AUGUUUACUCGAGAACCUAGAAGCACGGUGUGCCCGUUGUGUUGCCUGCGGCACAAUUUGAAGGCGUUUCAUGAUGAAGCUGCAUACGUUUUUAAUUUGACGAACAAAUUCUGUUCCAGGAGCCGCCGAAAAUCCCGCUGGAAGUUGAAGUUCCACCACCAGGCUCUGCCACCCGAAUACCUGGACCACUACGAGGCGUCUCUGUCGAAACAAACCCUCGCGAACGCAGCAGCAAUGAAGGCCAAAUCCGCAUCAAAUUCAUUAUCAUCCUCGAGCAGCUCCGGGCCCAUGGGCGUCGGGGGUGUCAAAAUGAUGAGUGCGAAAAAGCCAGAUUCCUGUCAAGUCCGCUACACGGACCUACCAUACAUGGGAGAAAUGACUCUGGAUAACGCCAGACCACGACGCGGACGAAAGCCCAAAAAAGCCGACAUCUGCCAUUUGAUCUACAAGAACUACGGAACGACCAUUUUGGAUGAAGAACCGCUCAACUUGUGUCUCAGGGACCUGAACCACUCAAACUCCACGGCUCCGUCCAAGGUCCAUCCUCAACCGAGCCCCGUAAAGCCUUGUGAUAUUUAUAACGGCAUCAAUUUGUCACCCGGAAUGAGGAAUUUCCCCGGAUUUCAUAUCCCCGAGCCUCAGUCCACCGGUCCAUGCCCUAGUAAUAACGAAGUCUCAAUGUGCAAGUUCAAAUUCACCGGUGGCCCCGUGCCGAUUUUACAGGAGAAAAAAAUGCUCUCUGUAGAUUUCACGGGGAACUUGAAAUAUAGCCUCGGCAACAGUGAGCCGUUCAAAUGCAAUCAGAAUAGGUUUGUAAAUAAUGUUACGACACCCAGUGUAAACAAUACUUCUAUGAAUAUAAACAAGAGGAAGAGUAGGAAAUCACUGGCCAGAGAAAAAUUGGAGAAGACGUUCAAGGAGAAAGGCUUCUUGAUACAAACGCAACAGCUGGAAUCUGACCAGGGUGCGACUUACUGUAAAUUUAGACAAUUAAGGAAAUUCACCAGGUACUUAUUCAGAAGCUGGAAACACCAUUUGCCCGGGGAGGUGAUGGAUAAUACUACCCCUCUAAACACCGAUCCAACGUAGGUUAUAUUCAAUUUUUCAAAAAUUGUAUUUAUAUGUAUUGUAUACUUUCAUAAUGAUCCUUUUUGAUUGAGUUACCUGUAUGCAAACACAAACUUUUAAGUAGCAGCCGAGCUAAUGUUUGAAAAAGUAUAUUUUCUAUGGAAAGACACAGAAUUAUGAUCCGCAAAUUAUUAUUGAGGCCUCCGGUGGAUGAAGAGAUACAACCAGUCCUAAAAAAAAUAAAAAAAAAUGAUGUGUCAGUGAUUUUUAUUAUUUUGAAUUCAACUUUGCUAAAAAUAAAUAUUGCUGUUAUCAAUUCAAUUUUCAGCGCCUCGUUUCAGUUUAUUGAUCAUAAAACUCAUUGUAUGAGUAAUUUGAACUUUUAAACUUGUUUGUAUCCCUCAUUCACCGGAAAA